This is a messenger RNA of Hippocampus comes (tiger tail seahorse), 2367 nucleotides long. RefSeq names its product hedgehog acyltransferase like, a (gene hhatla). Lineage: Eukaryota; Metazoa; Chordata; Actinopteri; Syngnathiformes; Syngnathidae. The record is from RefSeq and is a predicted model, not a curated record. Gene Ontology annotation, biological process: negative regulation of N-terminal protein palmitoylation. Bases 190 to 1743 code for a protein of 517 amino acids. The transcript has 13 exons. Gene Ontology annotation, molecular function: acyltransferase activity. Gene Ontology annotation, cellular component: endoplasmic reticulum.
CUACCUCCUCCGUUCGUUGAGUUCUGCAACAUCCUGACUGGCCGAGGCUGACAAAUGCGGGCAGCAAGCAGCAAGCCCCCUCAAGACGGAUGAUCUAGCCGCCUUCCUCCACCCCCCUUUACUUUUAUUUCUUCUCCAUUUCGAGGAGACGGUCUCUAUUGGCUGUGUGAAGCGGACACAAGAUCAAGCAUGGGGAUCAAGGCUGGCCUCCCCAGAUAUGAGCUGUAUCUCUACAUUGCCGUACUCGCCGGGGCUUUGGCAUGGGCCGCCAGUUGGAUAGUUGAGGCUUCAAGCGAAAAUGUGAGCAGAAAGGCAUUCAAGGGAAGCGUAAAACCAGGAUGGUAUUACUUUGGCAGGAAAAUGGACGUUGCAGACUUUGAAUGGGUGAUGUGGUUCUCGACAUUCCGCAAUCACAUUCUUUUUGCUCUCAGCGGCCAUGUGAUUUUUGCCAAAAUCUUCACCUUGCUGGCCCCAAAGAUUGGUAUAGAUGGAUGUAAGCACAGAUCGCUCGUCUUCUGCGCGUACGGUGUUUUGGCGGUCCUGGUCACGAUGGGCUGGACCUUCACGGCUUUAGUUCUGUCUCACUGCACCGUACUGUACGGUGUCGCUGUGUUCAAGACCAAAUGGAUGUGCUUCGCUGCAGGCCUGGCCACACUCGCCUCCAUCAAGCUGGAGCCCUACAACUCUUGGCAGGAAAAACUGGUGACCGGCUCUUUCGACCUGCAAGACGUCCUCUUUUACGGCGGCUGCGGCUUCACCAUCAUGCGUUGUAUGAGCUUUGCUUUGGAGAACUGUGAGAAGAAAGAGGGCAACUACACCUUCUGUGACCUGCUGAAAUACAACUUCUACCUCCCCUUCUUCUUCUUUGGGCCUGUCAUGACCUUUGACAAGUAUCACGCACAGGCCAACAACACCAAGCUGACCCGCAAAGAGCGGGAGAUGUGGAACAUCACCACCAAGGCCGUGUUGCACCUAGCGGUGAUCCUGACGGUGGAUGCUGCAUUCCACUAUCUCUACAUUUUGACAAUCCCCGGUGACAUGAAGUUGGUCUCCCGACUUUCUGAUUGGUGUCUGGCCGGGCUGGCUUACUUCAACCUGGUGUAUGACUGGUUAAAAGCGGCUGUGAUGUUUGGCGUCAUUAACACGGUGGCAACACUGGACCACCUCGACCCCCCUCAGCCUCCUAAAUGCAUCACAAUGCUAUAUGUCUUUGCCGAGACGCACUUUGACAGAGGCAUCAACGAUUGGCUCUGCAAGUAUGUUUACGACUACAUUGGCGGAGAUCACGAUAAAAUCCUCAAGGAGCUCCUGGCCACCAUGAGCACCUUUGCAAUCACCGCGCUAUGGCUCGGCCCGUGUGAACUGGUUUAUAUCUGGUCCUUUUUCAACUGCUUCGGCCUCAACUUUGAGCUUUGGGUGGCCAAGUUUUUCUCUAUUUCGCCAUUUUCUACCAUGGAGGUUUGUAUGGGUGAAGCCAUGUCACGUAGAAUCCGGGGUCUGUUCAACGCUGCCAAUUUCUGGGCCAUUGUCCUCUACAAUGUUCUUUCCUUGAACAGUUUGGAAUUUGCCAAAUUGGUUGGAAGAAGACUGAUUUUCAAAGGCUUCCCCUUGUCUACCAUCUCUGUGCUAUUGGUGACCUACUGUGGCGUGCAGCUGAUCAAAGAGCACGAAAGACGGCAAGCGCUGCUGGAAGACGAGCAGCCCGUCAAGCCACUUGAUGGCGGCAAAGAAAAGGCAGAAUAAUCAGACGCCAAAGUCAAGGCCUCCCAACGUUUGUUCCAUCUUGCGGCCUUCAGAACACAACCGGACUUUUAACAGCCAGGCUGUAGUGUUUUGCUAUCGUUAGUCAGGCGUUUCCUUAAGUGCACUUUCUGGUGAUAAUCAUCACGGUGUUUGCCACAAAGACCCUUUGAUUUUACUGUACUCCAAGUGCGAAUGUUUUACACGGUAAUUCACACAACAUUUUUAAAGGGCUAAAACAUGAAACCGAGUUGCCACUGACGGAGUGCAAUGAAGCAAGAUAAACCCAAGAGGUGCUGUGGAGUCCUCCACGUUGCAUGCAGCUAAUUGUAUUUAUUAACAUCUGUUCCAGAGACUCAAAGCAUGCUUAGUUAUGUCGACCAAGAAUGUGUUGGAUCUUUUUGAUGUACUGUCCCCACUGGAAAAUGAGAGCCACUGUCUUGACAAUGGGAGUUGAUUGCAGGAGUCACUUUUCUUCAAACCUCUUUUUUGCACAUGUAGCAAUGAAGGUAAAUAAGCUUAUCCGAUUUGUAACCAAAGCCUGGGGUGUUACAAACACGUUUACAUUGCCUUUUCUCGGUCGGCCUUUAGAGCAAAGGAAAAAUAAAGUUUUGUUCCAUCUCGAAA